AUGUCAGCAGUGACCAAUCAACCUCUUCCCGUUGGUCAACUGGAGCGAGAGAAGCACAUCCAGAUGAUCUUCAGAGCUUUCCAGAACAGGUGCGGGCCUUCAUGUGAGAGUCACACUCACUCACCUGGACCCAAACCUGGCGAAACAGCACCUGUCUGGGCAUCGGCUGAGCAGCUGUCAGGUCCUGCUCCUGGAAUGAAGAUGGAAAAUGGCCACAUGGAGCCACCAGGAAAACCGAACAAGCCAGAGGUGGAGGAGCUGUGUCUUGAAGGUCCAGAGGGAUCAGACUCUUUGACUGUGCUGGAUACAGUCAGCCAGAUUCAUAUCACUGCCAGACCAGAGUUGCAAGGGCCACAGUGUGUUCCCAGGAGGAUCUACAGCAUUGCCACAGGAGCCAGCAGUUCACAGUUCCUUGUGGCAGUGGAAGAGAGCUCUUGUGUGUGCCUCCAGUGUUGCGGUCCAGCGCGGGCCUGCUCCUUGCAGGGUUAUGACUGUCAGGGCCGCCAAGUCUUCCACUUUGAAAGACCGCUCAGAGUGGACGCCUGUUGCUUUGGUUGCUGCCUUAUGGAGCUGAGAGCCUACACACCUCAAAAGCAUCUUAUUGGCACUGUAUACCAGAGGUGGAGCAUGUUCACCCCCCUCCUGGAAGUGUGGGAUUCAAAGGGAGCAUCUGCCAUCAGGAUCCAGGGUUCCUGCUGCCCAUGCCGCUGUUUCUCCAACCAGCAAUUCCAGAUUGUCUCUAAUAUUGGUGAGAAAAUUGGCACAAUAUGGAAGAAAUGGCCUGGCUUCAAUGACGAACAUAACAUGGACCAUGAAUAUUUUGGAUUAGAGGUGCCACCAAGUCUGGAAUCACAAACCAAACUGUUGCUGCUGGCAGCCACGUUCUUAAUAGAUCAUAUGUUCUUUGAAAUGAGUUGA
This is a messenger RNA of Scomber scombrus (Atlantic mackerel), 918 nucleotides long. RefSeq names its product phospholipid scramblase 1. The coding region runs from base 1 to 918 and encodes 305 amino acids. Lineage: Eukaryota; Metazoa; Chordata; Actinopteri; Scombriformes; Scombridae. The transcript has 7 exons. Gene Ontology annotation, biological process: plasma membrane phospholipid scrambling. The record is from RefSeq and is a predicted model, not a curated record. Gene Ontology annotation, cellular component: plasma membrane. Gene Ontology annotation, molecular function: phospholipid scramblase activity.